Dicentrarchus labrax (European seabass) is the source of this 4420-nucleotide messenger RNA. Its product is annotated as dynein axonemal heavy chain 17-like. The transcript is spliced from 22 exons. Lineage: Eukaryota; Metazoa; Chordata; Actinopteri; Moronidae. The record is from RefSeq and is a predicted model, not a curated record. Bases 153 to 3554 code for a protein of 1133 amino acids.
GCAGCAGUGACCGUUGAUAUUUUAUGAAGAUUGUUUUUGUUUUUUUCGACGACUCGACUGAAAUAGUUGUUGUUUAAAUCUUGUUGUUUGCUCCGAGAAGAAAACAGAGACAGACAGACAGAGAGAAAUAAAAGCUUUUAGUCAUUCUAAAGAUGGAGAAUAAAGAAGAGCGGUUGGACCCCGUCCGGACUUUCACCAUCAUCAGUUUGAGGUUGGAUCCGGAAACAUGGCGAGAGUUUGUUUCAGAGAGAGACAACCAGUUGAUCUUCAACAGGUUCCUCAGCGCUCAGGAUAACUGCAACCUGUUCAUCUGGAAGCAGCAGCAGCAGACACAGUCCGUCCUCUCCGUCAGCCUCCACUUCCCCGAAAAUGUCCACACCAAAGUCAUCUGUGUGUCCAAGAAGAACCACGAAGUCAUCACCAAAGAAAAUGCCACAAGUAUUUUAAUGAUUCAAGAAGUUCCAGGAGGAGACACCUUCAGCUACAGCGUCACUGUCAUUGAGGAGGUGAUCUGCCCGUUGCUUGGCAACCUGGAGAUGAACAGCAGCUACGAGGCGGGCGUGGCUGAGGAGGCUCUGAGGACCAUGAAAAGACUGAAAAAUGCAGCGCUGGUGAUGAAGGCUCAGAUAGAGGGACUGACACAUCUGUCUCUUCCUGACGCUCUCCGUGGCGACGCUGUCCACGACGAAGGGCGGAAGCUGUCAGACGUGCACAAGCUCCUCCAUGCCUGUGAUUCGUCGAUCAUAGAGUGGGCGGAGCUCGUGUCAGAGUUCCUGCAGCGAGACUCAAGUCAGCCGAUUCUGGACGGACGCAAACCGCUUCCCACAGAGGAGUUUAACUUCUGGAAGAACAGACUGAAGAACCUGAACUUCAUCCAGCAACAGUUGAUGAGCAGCAGAGCCAAACAGCUGGGGUCCAUCGUUCAGACGGCAGAGAGCGUCUACUGGGCCACUCUGACAGACAUUUACAGAGACGUCCAGGAAGCUCUGAAGGAGGCUGAAGAUGUGACUCUGAGCCUGAACUCUCUGCAGAAGCAGCUGGAGGAGGUGGAGCAGAUGGAGUACAAGCAGCUGGAGGCCAACAUGGCGGCUGUGAUGGAGGAGGUGCGUCUGGUGUGGAUCAGGUCCGAGUCCUACUGUAGACCUUCCAGGAUGGUGGUCCUGCUGCAGGAGAUCUGCAACCUCUUCAUACAGAUGAGCAGGAAGUUCCUGUGUGGGGAGGAAGUGAUGCGUGGUCUGGUGUCGAACCCUGCUCUGGUCCAUCGUGAUGUCAGCCUGGUGAUCCGAACUCUGCUCAGCUUCCGAGAGGCAUACUUACAGUGCAAGACUCAGCUGGAGAACCAGAGCCAGCAGGAUGGAGUCACACAGACCUGGGACGUUCCUCUACACCUGGUCUUCAAACACCUGGACAACUUCCUCACACAGCUGCAUAGCAUCCGGGAGGCGUUUUGUGUCGUUCUGCAGUAUAAUCAGGUGGAUCAGACCGUCCUGUCUGGUGUCAACGGCAGGAUGUGGACUGAUGCGGUUCAGGGCGUGUAUGAGGACUUCCUGAGUCAUGUGACGGUUCUGUCUGAGUGUAAAUGUGACCCCACCGACCCCGACGACCAGAGCUCCAGGUUGCACCUGGAUCAGUUUCAGGAUCAGAUGUUGGACCUGGACAGACAGCUGGGGUCCGUCCUCAGCAGAGCCUUUGAGAACUGUUGCGACUUCUUGUCUGCUUCAAAGCUGGUGGAGAUGUUCGAGUUCGUGCUGGACCGUCCUCUGAUCCAGGAUCAGCUGCAUCCUCAACUGAUCCGCCUGGUGGAGCUUGUCCUGAUGGAAUUGGACCAGAUUGAGGUGCUGUUCUACUGUCAGAGAGAUAAACCAGAGACAUUCAGCAGGUUCACUCCGACCGCUGCAGCCGGACUCUGCUGGACUCAACAGCUCAAACGGAGAACUGAAAACACUCUGGAGAACUACAGGAAGGUCGAAUACCUGUGUAUGGGCUCAGCUAAGUCCCAGUUGGUCCAGCAGAGAGCCCAGCAGAUUUUGGACCUCCUGCAGGACUUCAGAGACCAACUGAGGACUGACUGCAGCUGCCAGCUGGACUCAGACUGUGCGUUCAUCCUUCAACAACCUCUGAUACAACAAAAACAGCAAGGCAUGCUGGGAGUGAACUGCAGCCACAAGCUGGAAGCGGUGCUGAGGGAGCUCAGGUAUGUGAGCAGAGAGAGAGAUGUGGAGCUCCUCCCCCACGCUGCUCGGCUCUUCACAGUCAGAGAAGACGUCACUCAGAGCCGCCUGAGCCUGGGUCACAUGGUGUCCUGCUACAACCAGGUGAUCAGUGACGCCCUGCAGGUGGAGCUUCCUCUGAUCCAGGACCAGCAGCAGGAGCUGUACCGGGCUCUGUCAGAACUGCAGAGGAACACCUGGAGCUGUGAAGGUGUGCAGCACCUGGUGGAGCAGCGGAGAGAGAGUGUGUUAAUCUUCCACUCCACAGUGAGCAAAGCCAGAAACAACAUGGACGCCAUGACAAACAUCAUACAGGGCUGGGCGGAGCUUCACCUGCUGCAGCGCUCAGGUGACUUACUGCUGGAGGGCGGAGCUACAGGGGAGAGCUACAGACAAAUCAGAGAGGAGGGACAAGAGCUGCUCAAGUUAACACAGGUGAACAGGAGUCUGUACGGAGCGGAGGACUCCUUCGAGUCCUGGAUCAGGUAUCUGGACCACAUUGAUGACAAGGUCCAGGACGCACUCUUCCAGCUACUGCUCAGAUCACUGCACUCACUGUCUGACUACAUGAGCCCACAGGUACACACACCUCGAAACCUUAAAUCCUUUCUUUACUGUGCUCCACUGCAGGGGGGGGGUUUGGAGUUGAGUCUGCAGUUAGAGGAAACAGGAAGUGUGUUUGAGCCGUCAGUGGGCGACGGCCUCUCUGACCUCCUGAAGAACAUCAUCAGUGACAUCUACACAGCAGCCAGUCUGCCACCCAGGAUCUCUGUGAGUCACCAAGGCAACUACCAGGUGUCUCUGCAGCAGUGUCCAGAACUCUCAGCGUUGGAACAGGAAGUGAUGCAUCGCCUGCUGCAGGUGAGAGAGGAGGCAGAGCGUCUGAGGGUGGGGCUGGACAGGUACUCGUACCUGUGGCAGAGCGACAGGCUGGUGGUGCUGCAGGAGUUCCUGACCUACAGCAGACGGCUGGGACCUGAGGAGCUGGAUGCUGCAGAGGCCCCGCCCACCCUGAAGGACUUCUGGAGGGAGAUCGAGUCACUCCACAGUCUGAGCAGGGAGGUUGCUGACCUGGAUGAUAUCAUUGUUCUGCACAGCUGGCUGCAGGUUGACCUCCGACCCUUCAGAGACUCCCUGCUGUCAAUCAUCUACGAUUGGACACACAUGUACACAAAUUACCUGCUGGACUCAGUCAGCAACAGUCUGCAGCAGGUGACUCAGUGUGCUGGCGGCGAUGAAGAGUCUUCCUGUUCCUCCAGUUUCCCUCUGACAGAAACCAUCAUCUUGCUGGAAGCUGCAGGGGUCCAGCUGCCUGAACACCUGUCGGCACAGCUACAGUGUUGAUGGGCUGAAGAGGAGACGUCUGAAUAAUUAAUUCAUUAUUCCAUCUGAUCAUUCAAAGUUCAGAAGUUGAGUUCAUUGAUCAACCGAAUUUAUUAAAUGUUUCUGAAUAAAUGUAUCACGGCUGAAGCUGCUUCGAACUGUUUUAUGUUAUCGUCACCGUUUGGUUGGCAUUGUCUUUAAAUGGAGGGGAAAAUAUCAGGUUUCAAAAAUAUCCACGUAGACAAGUUCACAGAGUCUGAAGUGCAACAAUCUCAAUUUUAGGACUUAAUAUGUCUUAAAUACAACUUUACAAUAGUUUCCAAUAAAUUAGAGGAGAAUUUGAGAAAACUAGAAAAACAACAACAAAAAAGUAACAAAUCAAAAGAACUAAAAAAUAGAAAAUAUUGUGAAUGACGAGUUGAAAAGAAAAACUGAGAUUGACAUAGAAACACUAGACUAAGUUAUAUGCGUGGGGUGGGUGCCGACCGCAGCCGUAACAGUGUUAUUAUUUAAGGUAUAUUUAAGGGAAAACACAAACAUAUACAGUAAAUAUUAAAUACUGGUCACUAUUAUUGCUGUCGCACUUUUAUUAUUUUUUAUGUUCUUUGCAGGUGUAUGUUCUGUGUGUAAUUCAAUUCAAUUUUAUUUGUAUAGCGCCAAUUCAUAACAGAAGUUAUCUCAGGACACUUUUCAAAUAGAGCAGGUCUAGACCGAACUCCUUAUAACAUUAUUUACAGAGACCCAACAGUACCACCAUGAGCAAGCACUUGGCGACGGGGACAAGGAAAAACUGCCUGUUAAAAGGCAGAAACCUAGGACAGAUCCUUUGGCUCUAGGUGGGUGGUCGUCUGCCUCGACCAAAGGUGUAAGGUGCUACAAAUUUUUUU